GGUGAGUCUGAGGCCUGUGGAUGAACAGACAGAAGCUGAAAGAUCCCCAAAAAGGAUGCGUGAGAGGACAUAUCAGAACUGGAGUACGGGCCACUGGCUGCUGGCACUCUCCCUGGCCUGCCUGUGGACCCACCUUGCCUCGGCUUCCUUGCAGCCGCCAACUCCCACAGUCCUGGUGAAACAGGGCACCUGCGAGGUGAUUGCUGCUCAUCGCUGCUGCAACCGGAACCGCAUCGAGGAGCGCUCCCAGACUGUCCAGUGCUCUUGCCUUUCUGGCCAGGUGGCCGGCACCACACGGGCAAAGCCCUCCUGCGUGGACGCCUCCAUUGUCCUGCAGAAGUGGUGGUGUCAGAUGGAGCCCUGCCUGCCGGGGGAGGAGUGCAAAGUGCUCCCGGAUCUGUCAGGAUGGAGCUGCAGCAGCGGACACAAAGUCAAAACCACCAAGGUUACACGAUAGUUCUUGGGGUCACGGCCUGGACAGGACAGCUUGACUGAGCCAUGGACUGAAGAAUGGUAUUGUUAUCAGCCAACAAAAGUGGAGAUUCACUUACCUGGACACACGCCCUGUGCCAAGUGCAGAAUCACUCUUUCCAGGGGCAUUUCA
Odobenus rosmarus divergens (Pacific walrus) is the source of this 604-nucleotide messenger RNA. It is a transcript of the gene TAFA3, whose product is annotated as family with sequence similarity 19 (chemokine (C-C motif)-like), member A3. Lineage: Eukaryota; Metazoa; Chordata; Mammalia; Carnivora; Odobenidae. Gene Ontology annotation, biological process: regulation of neuroblast proliferation; positive regulation of microglial cell activation; negative regulation of microglial cell activation. Gene Ontology annotation, molecular function: receptor ligand activity. The coding region runs from base 56 to 457 and encodes 133 amino acids. The record is from RefSeq and is a predicted model, not a curated record. The transcript is spliced from 5 exons.